Peronospora farinosa is the source of this 2376-nucleotide messenger RNA. The record is from the annotation of a GenBank genome assembly. NCBI's taxonomy places the organism in Eukaryota, Oomycota, Peronosporomycetes, Peronosporales, Peronosporaceae.
AUGGAGUUUCCUGUCAAGACAAACUUUUUCCCGCAAGUGCGACUAACAACCGAGGAGCGACAACGUUAUGUCGCUACUGGAGAGCAGAGUGCAAGGGCACUUCGUAGCUCCCUCACGACUCUUGUUUGGAAAAAAACCAUGGAAAAGGACGGAGUGACCUACGCACAAGCACACUACAGUGAAGGCAGCAGUCUUUACUCCCCGUCAGUAGCAACUGAAGCAGCAAAAAAAGCCAAAAAUGAGUCGGAAGCAACCGCGUCGGCGUGUUUGAUCAUGAGUGCAACGACUUUUGCAGCUGGAACCAUCGGUGAGGCCCUAGAGGCGUUGGCGUCGCCUGUCACAGAGGACUAUCGGCGCGUUAUGCAUUUCCUGUACGGGUCCUCCUUCAUCGAUGGGGUAUGCUUGCACACAAUUACAGGAAAAGACUCCGACAACAGUGAUAAUAACGCAAAAUACAAUUCACAGGCUUUCACAGCUGUGAAGUGGGCAGCCUUUGACGACGGCAAGGCGUUCAAUGCAGGAGCAGGAUCUCCUGCUGGUACAGAUUAUUGCUUCCUCGAGCACUCAGGCAUACAUUGCAGUGAAAGGGGCAUUCAUAGUGUUGCCAUUGGUAGUGGAACCGACCUGUUUGGCUUUAGCAUUCAGGAAUCCAUCGUACGGGAUCGUGAGGUGCCUUCACUUCCUGGGGCCGGACUAGUCCGAGGCCAUCUUCAUCGAACCGGCAUCCUCAUCUUGCCCACGGAUCGUCCCGAUGUGAUACAGAUUACUUUUAUCUUUCAGACGCGCAUAGCGAAAGGCACUAUGAGCGAUGGCAGCGGACCCCUAGCAAGUUCCGGAAAGGCCAGUGUUCUGGCUUUAGCUCGACAAAUGCGUCGACGAGUGGCCGCAGUCGGAAGGUUGUACCUUCUAUUGGAGCGGCGUCGGCUUAGCAAGCUCAAGCAUGUACCACGAGCCGACUGGGUGCCCGAUGACGCCCGCAAGAUCUGUGCUGUGUGCGUGAAACCUUUUGCGCUGAGACGGCGAAAGCACCAUUGUCGUCACUGCGGAGAGGUCGUGUGCUCGUCGUGUGCUCCUGCGCGCGAUGUCGACCUCAAUACCGCUACUCCCUCUUCUACCACUGUUCGUAUUUGCACAGCAUGCGUGGUGCAAUCACGAACCGGAGCUCAAGGUCAUGGUAACUACGACAUAUUUGUGCAUCGCCUGAGAGAUACAGGACCCACGCCGACAUUUCGAUCCUUGACAAAUUCAGCAGGGUGCCUAACGCUUGCCGACAACAACAGCGCCGAGGCUGAAACCCGAAGGAAAUCGAUGUCAUCCCGGAGCAGCAUGUUUUCCAUUUCAAGCGACUCACAGAUCUCCGCUCGACUCACAGACGCGGACUACGCAGACGGAUCCAUAAGCUUCUAUGACUAUGGAAACGAUCACAUUGACGCGUCGUCGAGCACUUCUAGCAUCGAUUCGCUGAGCAGGUCUAGCAUCGAUUCGCUGAGUGAUUUGGACGCCCUUGACAGCUUGGCAAGCUCUCCUCGUUCCAACCAGGACGAGAUCGACUGUCAAUACUGGCGGUACGGUCGUAGUAGUCAAUGGAGCGAUUGUGGCCGGCCUGAUGCUCGUUCAACAUUACCGACGUCUACCAGCAAUUUGGGAAACCCCGAGUCACCUACCAAACUACUCGAGCGAAUCCGAGGAAUGAAGUCUGACUUAUUUACACUGGCAACGUCGUACCGGCAUUUCAGUGAUGCCAGCAACUUUAGCAUCGGCAGCAGUUUUGUCAACUCCUGCGUCGACGAAGAAGACGUUGCAGUGUGUCGCAUGACUUGGUCUGCUCCCCUUAGUCUGGAAUUUAAACACGAAGACAGCAGGCAACGGACAAGAAGUAGUUAUUGCGAAGGCACUGAGGAGGCAACGAACGUCGACUUUAUCAACAGCAGCGAGCAAUUCACGCUGCUCUGUCCAGAGACGCUCAGUCGGCAGUGGCGCACACGCACUAGCAGCCAAGUACAUCAGGAUGCUGGUGAGAAAUUCGACCUUAGCUUGAGUCUAUCGAGCAUGUCGUUUGUAUCGACAUUGUCUAAUUUGACGAUACUUGGUGAUGAAGAAGACCUGGAACGCCGCGAGUCACGAGAGUCGAAGAGCGCUAAAGUCAGCGAGAAUCAAGUGGAGCUACAGGUGCUACAGCAUCAGUUUGAGGGACUAAAUCGAUCGCUGACGACUGCAACGUCGCAACUCGACAGCUUUUACACGUGUGAGGUGUCCUAUCAACCGUGUCCAGUGCUGGUAGAUCCGGUAGCUGCAAGACAUCAAGCCAUGUACAAGUUGCUGAUGGAAGAACUGCAUGAAAUUAUAGGACUGCCAUGUCCAGGCCACAAGUACUAG